AUGGCGUUCAGCUUCGCGACGCCCACUUCUGCCGGUGGGAGUGCUCCGGCGGAGCUUGGUCCAGAGCUCUCAGAUGUUUUUACAGAUGAAAUUGGCUUCAAAGGUGUAGCCGGUGACGCGAACAUCCGAUUCCUCCCAUCCCCCUGGCCCGACGACGCCCUUCCAGCCCCGUCAUCUUCCCUCUUAGCUGUCGCGCAGACUAAAGGCGUGGUUGUAGGUGCUGGCCCCGACGCCCUCGUCGUCGCAAGCACCGAUUCUGUCAAGAAGGCUAUCGAGUCACCAACCGGAGAAGACAAGGUCAAAACGAAACCCUUCCAACCACUAGCAACAAUCCCUCUCCCUGCGCGUCCUACACAUGUGGCGUUUACAUCAGGCGAAGACGCGCUGAUCCUGGCUACGGAAAAUGGUCCGUCAAUCUCGGUCUUUGAGACAGCCAGUCUGGUGCAAGGGAAUGCCCAGCCGGCCUUGUCGGUCCCGACAAACGGCGCGUCGCUGCGCGCUCUGGCACCGAACCCUGAUCCCAGCUCUACUUUGGUUGCGCUCGUCACUGCGAAUGGGGAGUUGCUUGUCGCAGAUCUGAAAGCCGGAAGCUUGGUUCCAGGGCCUGGCGGACUGGUCCUCAAGGAUGCAGUCAGCAGUGUGUGUUGGAGCAACAAAGGAAAGCAGCUAGUCGCUGGGUUAGCGGACGGAACAGGGUAUCAAAUGACUCCGGAUGGAACAAAGAAGGAUGAGGUCCCGCGGCCCCCCGAUCUAGAAGGCGAAUGCCAUGUCUCGUCCGUCGCGUGGCUUGAAAACGAUGUUUUCUUCAUGGUCUACACCCCGAAUGCUCUCGAAGAUGAUAUGGGACAAACCCCGGCGUCUUCAUAUUACAUUAUCACCAGACGAAAGCAGGCGCCAUUUUUGACCCAGAAAUUGCCAGAAAUUUGUUCGACCAUCGGCUUCACUUUGAAACGCACGCCAGCUUACCAGUUCAUUACCCGGCUACGAGAUUACAAGCCUCAUUUGAAGGAUGUUUUGCUUGUUUCGUCAACUGCGUCUACGGAUGUUGGUCUCAUCACGCGGUCUGAUCAACCAUUAGCCAGCGAUGAUACCACCGUCGGCCAGUUCAAGACUGCUGGGGUUAACGACGACACCAAACGGGCCACAAUUCCGUUGAAGGAAUCCUCCGACGAGACUUCGGUGAUUGGCCUGUCAACUGAUCUGUCUAGUACCGAGACUGUGCUUGCACCCAUUCCGGGCGAGGACAUCUCGGAGAGCGCUACGCCACUGCCGAACCUGCUCCUCCUCAACAACGACGGCAUCCUUUCCUCUUGGUGGUUUAUCUACAAUGAAUCUAUCCGCCAGAAAGUGCCAUAUCCCGGCUUGGUGUCAGCCGGCCAAGCUCCGGCCCAGCCUCCGGCCCAGCCUCCUGCCCCGGCGCCGGCUCCGGCGCAACCUGCCUUUGGUCAGUCCUCCUUCGGUAGCCCGUCACCCUUGGGUGCCUCGGCUUUCGGGAAGCCAUCAGGGGCCCCUGCUUUUGGUAGCCAAUCUACAAUGGGUGCAACGGCAUUUGGAAAACCAUCUGCUCCCUCUGCAUUCGGCAGCCCUUCCCCAUUAGGUGGAGGCUCAGCUGCUCCAGCUUUUGGAAAGUCGUCAACCCCUGCGCCCUCUUUCGGAGCCCCUUCACAACCCGGGGCGACUUUCGGUAUGUCUAGUACUCCGGGGCAAGCCCAAUUCGGCAAAUCUGGGUUUGGGGUCAUGGGAUCGACCUUUGGGCAGCCCAGCACUCCAGGAAAGAGCCUUCUUGGUACUGGUGGUGCGUCCACGGGAGGCGGAUUCAGCUCUUUCUCGGGUGGAACUGGAUUUGGUGGCUUCGCUGCCGCCAAACCCGGCGAGUCACCAUUUGCAAAAGCUUCCGGGGAAAGCGCUUUUGCCAAGGGGUCAGCGUCACCUUUUGGAGCUAAGCCUCAAACUGACUCGGUCUUCUCGCCCCCGAAGCCUGCUGAAGUGAAGAAUCCCUUCGGUGGUGCUGGCGCCGGCGGUGCCGGCGGAUUUGUUCUCGGGUCUACUUUCAAGCCCGAUGGCACUGCUGCCAAUGAUGGCCCCAAGCCCGACAAGCCUUCUUCGGGGGCCUUCUCCUUUGGUGGUUCUUUCGAUGAGAUGGUGUCCUCUUCGAGCAAGCCCAGCCCUCCGGCUGAGUCUAUGGACGAUGCGGAGGACUCGACGGCACCACAGCCCCCCAAACCCGAACCCACUUCAAUCUUUGGUGCCCCAAGCAAGCCUCCUUCGCAGACCACAACCUCCAUAUUCGGCACGCAAACGCAGCCUGCCGGCACUACGACCUCCAUUGAGACCAACAAGUCGAGUUUCUCGUUUGGCAACAUCUCUGCUCAGUCUCAAAAUCAGGUGACGAGUCCUGUGUCGGCUCCAUCUGAUAAGACUGCAACGCCGAAGAAAGAGUCCACUCCUACUUUCCCGACAUUGGAGGCGCCCUUACCACCUGACUCUACCACCCGAGCAAGUUAUGCCCCUGGAGACACUUCGGCAUCCUCCAAUGUGUCUAAGAGCUCAGUCGAAGAUGCGCCCCUGCCUCCGGACUUUAUACAAAAGAAGACUCCUCCGGAAGUUGAGGAUGCCCCGCUCCCCCCUGACUUCACGCAGAAGAAGCCUGCCCUGAAGGAGGAAGAUGCUCCGUUGCCUCCUGAUUCCACGAAAAAGAAGCCCACUCCGAAAGAGGAUGAUGCACCUCUCCCUCCAGAUUUCCUCAGCAAACCCAAAAAGCCCGCAAGUCCUCCAGCUGUCCCUGAAGACGCGCCCUUGCCCCCUGACCCUAUGGUCUCCAAGGUCAAGGAGGAACCCACAGAUGAGGCCGUCCCUGUUCCUGACGGCUCCGAUGCGGAUGAGUCUGAUUUCAGCGAUAGUGGCGAGGAAAUCACCCAUGACGAAUCGAAGAUCCCAAGCCUGAAGCCUUCGGCAGAAAGCUCAUUUGGUGCACCGUCUGAGCAAAGCUCCACGGGUGGGUUCUUCAAAGGCUUCUCGAAGCCGACUCAAGACAAAGCACCGGGACAUCUCUUCGGUGAAAUCAUUAAGAAGCCUCCCCUCCCACCUCCUGGACGUGAACCUGAACGGUCCCCUAGCCCCACUCGCGUUAGUUCGCAGAAGAGCAUGUUCCCUAACCGACCUGCAAGCCGCAAGGAGGCCGGGAGCGCUCUGGAUUCGCGGAAGGCCUCCCUCACUCAAAUCGCACAGCGCGAUGGCCAACUGAGAAAAACUAGCGAUAUAGUCCGUGAGGAGCAGGCACGCGCCCAGGCGGAUGCCCAGCGCAAGGAAGAGGAGGAAGCGCUGUCUCUUUCCGACGACGACGAGGACGAGAGGCUUCGUGCUGACCUUGCUCGCCCUGUCGAGCCGGUCUCCACACUUGACCCGUUCUUGCCCCAUCAAAACUACAUGGGCGAGACCGCCAAACCAGGCAUUCCGGGUAUGAUUGAGCGUCUGUACCGGGAUGCUAAUUCCAUGGUCGAUACGCUGGGGAUCAACGCCCGGUCCUUGGAAUCGUUCCUUCUGUAUCAGCAACCAUCACAGGGCACCGAUGUUGCCAAAUGGGUGGACAUCCUGCAAAGUGAGCAGCCGGAAAAUGUGCUGGAUGAGAAGCUGUUCCUUCAUGAUAUCAACAAGCUCGAGGAGGUGGUGACCGUGCUUGCCGGCUCUCUGAACGAGCAGCGUGUGCAAGGAGUGGAAGAGAAACUGGACCAAUGCCGGGACCUCCUGACAAAAGAGAUCGUUACGCUGCGCAGCCAGUUCGCUAGCAUCCGCAAGACCCUUGACGCACACACCGACACCGGUGCUAUCCUCGCGGCACCACUUUCCGCCGAACAAGCCGCCAUCCAGCAUGACCUGCGCACUGCCUUCACAGGCAUUCAGGCUCGCAUGGCCGAUCUCGAGCAGGGUGUGUCUCUCCUUCGCGCCAAGAUCGCCGACAUCCCGCGCGUGGACGCAUCAACUACUAGCUCUCGCCAGUCGACGAAGCGGCCUACCGUCGAAGCCGUCAGCUCGACUAUUGCCACGAUGAUGAGUAUGGCCGAGAGCAAGAGCAGCGACAUUGAUGUUCUGGAGGCACAGAUGCGGAAACUCGGCGUCGAUGUUUCUUCUCCCACCCCCAGCAGCCGGGAAGGAACCCCCUUCACCACGCCCCGGAAGAACACCGGGCGGUUCCCCAAUACCCCCGGCUCGCGUGGCUCCUUGGACGGUAGUGCCUACCACACGCCGGAGUCUGCCUCGCGUGGCAUCAACUUCCGGGCCAGUAUCAAUGGGUCCGCGAAGGCGAGCCGUCUCCAUAGUGUCGAAGGUACAGGGGACUUGGCUGUUUCGCCCGAAGAGAGUACACGCUGGCAGGCGAAGACGCAGCGUCGACAGCAGCUGGUCGGCAACCUAAAGAAGGCGAUCGACAGCAAGAAGACCAAGGUGCGGGGUGUGGACGACCUGUAG
Messenger RNA from Penicillium alfredii, 4464 nucleotides. Its product is annotated as FG-nucleoporin NUP159. Bases 1 to 4464 code for a protein of 1487 amino acids. Gene Ontology annotation, cellular component: nuclear pore. Gene Ontology annotation, molecular function: structural constituent of nuclear pore; protein binding. The record is from RefSeq and is a predicted model, not a curated record. Lineage: Eukaryota; Fungi; Ascomycota; Eurotiomycetes; Eurotiales; Aspergillaceae. The transcript is spliced from 3 exons. Gene Ontology annotation, biological process: RNA export from nucleus; protein import into nucleus.